AUCUCUCAGACGUUGCUGUUCACUUUUGUCAGUAAUCUGAUUUGAAUUGAGAGUUUACAUAUUUAAUUUUAGGCACCUGUCCAUUGAAACCUUUAGAGAUAGUAUCCGUUGUAUGCCACGCAAUGCUGCCCUCUGCAGUCGCUCUCGAGAACUGACGCUUCUGACAGUGUAUAAUGUUACUUAUUGCAUAUGUUUAAAACAUUUAUAGUGUUUCGCUGAGCAUAAGUGACAGUGUUGUUUUUUAUUGGACAAGAAUAUAUAUUUUUUUUCUUUAUUAAGUUGAACAACGUAUUUAAAAAUACAUACUGUAAAGAGUAAGAUUAAACCGGCGUACUCUUGACGGCCUCUAGAGGGCAUCAUCUGUCAAUUCCUGUCUGCACGUGCGACAGGUGCUGCGUCAGGGAGAAAUACUUUGACCGAAGAAAGUGAAUGUGUUGACAAACCACUCGCUCUUUACAUGGUAUGAUAACUUAACAUUCUUUAACGUAACUGCAGUAUCCUCCGUCGAUGAUGACAUUCGCUUUUAUUAAAAUUACACACAUGAUGCUCUUAAAAGUUUGAGGGAAAAGAAUCGUUGCUGCUUUUAAGUAGGCUAUAUUUCUUUUAUUUUCACAAAAUCCAUCCGACCUCUGCUUUCUUCCUAAGCAGUAACUCCAGGGAUCUAUAAUCUCAGUCUUUUAUUAGUUUUCUAAUCCUUUAACUGGUCUUCACGGGUGGUCAAAGAGUCGCUCUCUAGCCCUGGUUUUUCUCUCAAUCAUUGUUCCUCCUUGGAGCAUGUGGAGGCGCGUCCAGUAACGCGAAGCGCAAGCGCGUUUCAGUUGCCACGGGCCAGUGACGCACGGACGCACAGCUGCCCCGAGGCACCGCGAGUGCGUUUGCGGCACACUGUGUGCCAAGUGUCCCACCCGACACAGUCUGCUGCGGGACAUGGGGCAAACGCUGCAAACGAGCGCACACCGGGCUCUACUCUACCAAGGAAGGCGCUGGAAGAUGGCAAUAUCCACACCGAACGUCUUUGCAGUGCACUGAUGCCGUCUGAAAAGAAAGGAAAACAGGCAUGCAGCCAUAGAUGAGUCUCUCCAAAACUGCUUAGCCCAACAGAUCCACUCACUCCUUCAUGUUCUGACAUCCAUCAUGGUGUAUGGGCAGGUCCUGCACCGCCAAGGCCCCGAGGAGAGCUUCAUCAACCUCAACGUCGGCGGCUUUAAGCAGCAAGUGGAACGAAUGGUCCUCCAACGCUUCCCCCACACACGACUGGCCAAACUUCUCUACUGCAGCUCAGAGGCUGCUAUUCUCCAGCUUUGCGACGACUAUGCAGCAUCCGAACGCGAGUAUUAUUUUGACCGAAAUCCGUGUUUUUUUCGCUACGUGCUCAAUUUCUAUCAUACCGGAAAGAUCCACCUGAUGGAAGAGUUGUGUGUGUUUAGUUUCAGCCAGGAGUUGGAAUAUUGGGGCAUCAAGGAGCUUCACCUGGACGCUUGCUGCAGCGACAGAUUUCAAGAACAGAAAGAGUACACAGGAGAUCACGACUGGGGAAAUGACGAUGACCUGCAGAACCAACUACAGGACAGCUUAGAUUCAUCGAUGGAGGAACUGUCAGCAUUUGACAAAGACCUGGAAAAGUUUGAGGGCACCUGGUGCUCUGAGAAGCGUAAGGAACUCUGGCUGCGACUGGAAAACCCGGGAUAUUCGUGCUCCGCAAAAAUAAUGGCAGUGUUUUCACUGAGUGUGGUACUGAUGAGUAUUGUGGCCAUGUGCGUUCAUAGCAUGCCUGAGUUCCAAAGGCUGGACGUUAAUGACAAAGAAGUGGAGGACCCAGUGUUGGCUGUGUUCGAGACCUUUUGCGUCCUCUGGUUUUCUCUCGAGUUCAUCCUACGGUUAGCAGUCACACCAUGUAUGCGCAAAUUCCUAAGCAAUGUGCUAAACAUCAUUGAUUUCGCCUCUAUAGUUCCAUUUUAUGCCACGUUGGCGUUUGAAACCAUGGAUGCUGAGGAAAGCGAGGAGCUUGAGAACGUGGGAAGGGUCGUGCAAAUCCUGCGCCUCAUGCGUAUCUUUCGAAUCCUCAAACUGGCACGGCAUUCGGUCGGGCUGCGUUCGCUUGGAGCAACGCUCCGUCACAGCUACCAUGAGGUCGGACUCCUCAUCCUCUUCCUUUCCGUGGGAAUCUCCAUUUUCUCAGUGCUCAUCUAUUUUGUGGAGAGGGAGGACGAUGAGUCGGAAUUGCAGACCAUACCAGUAGGCUGGUGGUGGGCGACGAUCAGCAUGACCACGGUGGGAUACGGCGACACGUAUCCCAUCACGUUGGCUGGGAAACUCAUCGCCACCUUGUGCAUCAUUUGCGGCCUGCUUGUAGUCGCCCUUCCAAUCACUAUCAUCUUCAACAAGUUCUCCAAGUACUACCAGAGACAGAAAGCCCUGGUGGACUCUGAGCAGCUUCAGCCAGAGGACGAAAAACUGCCAAAUCUCAGCAUGCCUUUUCUUUACAUAGGAGACCUCUACGGACAAAAGAUGACUUCUCUGGUGCGUAGCACGUCCUCCAAGAGUAGUGCGGGGAGUGAGGGAGGCGUCACUGAUGCUUCCAGCAUUCAGGAUGUUGAAAUUGUCUGCCCUACUGGGAUGCCACAGUCUGACAAAGCAACAUAAAUCUGGGUUCUUCAAAUCCGGUCUUGGACGGCCACUGCUUUGCAGAGUUUAGCUCAAACCAGUGAUCUUGAAAACCUUGGUGAGAUGUGUUUGUUUAUGGUUGGAGCUAAACUAUGCAGGGCAUUGGCCCUCCAGAGCAAUAUUUGAGGAACCCUGAUACAAAUGAUUAUAUGCACAACCUCAAAUGAAUAGAGCGUGAAGAAACAAAAAUAAACUUCCUUGCUUAGAUCUGCAGCACACGUUGAUGAAACACAACAGGACCCUAAGACACAAGGCUCUUUCUUACCGAGGUACUCCUGGACCUUCAGUCAAAAGCACUAUUUCUCUUUAGUUCUCAGGGUGAAAAUAUCUCAAGCUUUCCAUUAUUUACAGAACCUGUUAUGGACACUAAUCUAUACAACAGGCUAGCAGUAACACUAAUGGUCUAUACCCAAUUAACAGCACUGAUUGACAGGUGGUUUUUUUUAUUCUUCCGACAAGCUGUUCAUUUAAUUACAAGCCUUUCUGCAGUGCCUGUGGGAAAAGGACUAUGCUUAAAUGUUUUAUAGGCAAUGACAGCAUCUAAAAUGCUGGACUUCAGAUGGCAUGUUGGUAUAUACCAUCCUUCCUAAUGUGUCCACCAGAGACGGAAGGACGGAAAGAGUGCAUGCAUAUUUCAACAGGAGAGAGGAGAAGCCACAAGAGAGAGGGGAGAAGAAAGCAGGAAAGUGAUGUUACAGUUGAAUAAAGUGUUGAUAUACAGUAGAUUUAAGUUUCUGCUCUUUGUUCUGAAAUCACUGCAUGGGUCUGCAGAGAGAUGAAGGGUCUUGAAAGAAAUGGUUCACCCCAAAAUGAAAAUUGUUAUUAUCUACAAAACCUCAUGUCGUUUGAGACUUGUAGUCUGUUAUUUUGAUGUGAAGCACACUACAGCUUCAGUAUAAUGCAGUUUAU
Carassius gibelio (silver crucian carp) is the source of this 3573-nucleotide messenger RNA. RefSeq names its product potassium voltage-gated channel, delayed-rectifier, subfamily S, member 3a (gene kcns3a). Gene Ontology annotation, biological process: protein homooligomerization; potassium ion transmembrane transport. Gene Ontology annotation, molecular function: voltage-gated potassium channel activity; protein binding. The record is from RefSeq and is a predicted model, not a curated record. Bases 1135 to 2643 code for a protein of 502 amino acids. Lineage: Eukaryota; Metazoa; Chordata; Actinopteri; Cypriniformes; Cyprinidae. Gene Ontology annotation, cellular component: voltage-gated potassium channel complex; membrane. The transcript has 2 exons.